UACUACUAAAUCCCGCUUUUCUCAUUCCUUUUCAAUUUUCAAAACCCACCACCCCAUCUCCUCUCUCUCUCUCGGCGUCAGUGUUUUAAACUGAAAUCCCCAUCGGCGAGGAAUUUUCCGGUGAUUCAGAUGGCUGAUACGAACCGCCGGUGUACAAGUGUAGAGGACGAUCCCCUUCACGCUUAUUCUGGUCUAUCCUUGUUUCCUCGCACACUCAAAUUCUUGUCGAAUCCUCUUCCGCCUCCUCCUCCUCUUCAUCAAUCAGAAGAUCCACAGCAGACCCAUACUCUCCUUGAGUCUAUGCCUUUCGAAAUUCAAAAUGAGCAUCAGGAGCAGGCAAAAGCUAUCUUAGAAGAUGCCAAGCUGCUGAACCCUAUUCCAAACAAACGAGAACGAAGACAGGGGUUAGACCGUCAGCGGAAAAGCUUUUCUCUUGACCUUCCCACAAGUCAACCUCCUCCAGCUCCACCAGGCUUUGAUAGUAGUAAAAUUCCAAGACCUGAAGAAUACUUUGCUGCAUAUGAUAAAUAUGAACUUGCCAAUCGAGAAUGGCAUAAACAGACUGGCACCAGUGUGAUAGAUACACAACAGAACCCUCCAUCAAGGCGCCCUCGCAGACCAGGACUUCAAGGGAGGAAACGGCCUUCGUUCACGCUUACCUCUGAGGAUGGUUAUUUCGCUGAUGAUGUCAACCUGGAAGCUUCAGAAAAGGAAAUCCCCAUUCCUUCUGAGAAAAGCUUAAAGAGGACCACAGCUGCACAAGUUAUGACUGAUGCUGUCAACCUGGAAGUUUCAGAAAAGGAAAGCCCCAUUCCUUCUGAACAAAGCUUAAAGAGGACGACAGCUGCACAAGUUAUGACUGCAGACAGGGAAGUAGAUGAUUCAACUGUAGACACGGACAAGGACUUAAGCAAUAUUUUGCAUGAGUUGCUUGCUUGCAGUCAGGAUGAGCUUGAGGGCGGUGGUGCCAUCAAGAUUUUGGAGGAUCGCUUGAAUAUCAAGCCCUUUGUUGCGGAAGAUAUUUCUGAAGUUCCAGAUGUUAGAAAAAUGGACUUGAAGGCAUCUGGAAGGAACCCAUCAAACCGGAAGAGUGUGCUGUCAAACAUACAGAAUAUGCUGGAAGGGACCCACAGGGAUGCGGUUCGAAAAAAUAGCUACUCGUCAUCCCCCCUGAUGAAAGAGCAUAUUUCAUCACCAAACCCACCAAAUAAGCAGUUUUCAUUUCCUGACAUCCAUAACUUGCUUUCAGGGGAUCACCUGUCUAAUGAGGUUGAUAUACAACCUUCAGCAAAGAAUUUGAAUAUUGGUUCCAGCUCUUCAUUGGCCAAGGAUGCUGAUAAAGAUAUAACUGAUACAUCCCCGUCUUAUGUGGGUACUUUAGACGCUGCUAAACCUUUCAACAGCUCAGUGGAGAAGAGUUCCGGUGAACAUGAUCCUGGUACUCGUUCUGGCAUCCAUAGAUUUCAUUCAAGUCGAGAUGGGAAUGCAGAAAAUUGUGUGGAAGAUAGCAUCACAAAUAAAAAGUCAGCUACGCUAGAGGUGAAUUUUGAUAUGCAAACAAAAGAAAAAGAGGGAGAUGUGCCCAUGAGUGAAAGUGGAGCAAACAGUGACUCUGGCAGAAGGGAAAAUGAUGCUGAUAUCAGUGAAGAAACUGAGCAAUUAGAAAGGCUGGCGGAAUAUGGAUCUAGAGAGGUUACAAGACCUUUGAUUGUAGAAGAGGAUAGUAUCCUGCAUCGGCAAGGUGCAUCCUCAAAGUCUCCAAACAGGGCUCCAGAACAAUUCAACACAAUGGAUGGAUCCUUUGAACAUGCAGAGCACAUGCAGGGACAACAAGAGGAGGAAAAUGACAACGGGGACACUGCUUGUGGACUUCAAAAAGAAAAUCCUCAGCAGGAGGUUGACAGCUCUUCACGCAAACACAGAAAUAAACGAAAAAAGAGAGGAUCUUCUGAUAGCAAUAUGAAAAAGCGAAGCAAGACUGUGCAUGGUGAGACUGGAGGGGACAAGCAAAUGGCAACAUUGCCACAUAAAAGUGGAGCAAAGAAGCAAACCAAAAAACAAUCCAACGAGAGAGAAGAGAAGAAGCAAAAGAAAACUCUUACACGUGAGGGUGCAAUAUUCUCUCGCAGGAAAAGCCUUGCAGGUGCUGGAACUAAAUUGGAAGGUGGUAUCAGACGAAGUACAAGGAUCAAGUCAAGACCACUCGAAUUCUGGAGAGGUGAAAGAUUCUUGUACGGACGGAUCCAUGAGAGUUUGACUACGGUUAUCGGCAUAAAGUAUGGAUCCCCGGGAGAUGGUAAAAGUGACAAGCGUGCAUCUAAGGUGAAAUCAUAUGUAUCUGAUGAUUACAAAGACCUGGUUGAUUUUGCUGCCCUGCAUUGAAGUAUCAUCAUAAUCCUAGGAAGGAAAUGGCCAACUAUCCUCUUGUGAUCAUAAUAACUAUAGCGUCUUGUGUCUUACAACGACCGUCACUAAACUUGUCACUGUCUUCCUUUAAAACCGCAACAGCAUAAGACUUUCGCAAAUGUAACGAAAGUUUUCAACUCUCAAUUAGUCUCUUCCAUGAUACUUGUCAACUUGCAUUUGUCACAUUAGUCUUUAGGUCACUUUUUGUAACCACCUUUCUCUCUUAAAUGCUGCCUUGACUAUUAAUAUUCUCUUAAAUAAAGUCAAAUAUAUUGUA
Molecule: messenger RNA, 2683 nt
Organism: Camelina sativa (false flax)
Lineage: Eukaryota; Viridiplantae; Streptophyta; Magnoliopsida; Brassicales; Brassicaceae
Product: centromere protein C
Biological process (GO): kinetochore assembly; attachment of mitotic spindle microtubules to kinetochore; spindle attachment to meiosis I kinetochore
Cellular component (GO): kinetochore
Molecular function (GO): centromeric DNA binding
Source: RefSeq, a predicted model, not a curated record